Moneuplotes crassus is the source of this 442-nucleotide messenger RNA. The record is from the annotation of a GenBank genome assembly. Lineage: Eukaryota; Ciliophora; Spirotrichea; Euplotida; Euplotidae.
GAGGAAAAAUAAAAAUUUUAAAGAUCUCUUAAAGCUUCAUGGAAAGGCUGUGAAUAAUGUUCAGAAUCGGAAAAGUUCAUUUGAAAUGGACGACAACCUGAAGGGAAGCCAGUCAGUAGUGCAUAACCUAAAUUUCAGAAAGAAGCCAAGCAAAUUAAGAAAGUUUGGCCAUAAUGAGAGAUAUAACUGGAAACUCAACUUAGAAUCCAGGCUUGCCAAGUCACAUGGCAGGAUCAAGACUAAUGAGAGGUUGUAUAAGUCUGUAGAGAAGAUCUCAAAAGAUCGGGAAACAAGCCUUACAUCCCUCUCAGAGUGACUAAAUGAUCUCAGUGAAUCUUUUGAUAAGAGGAAAAAUUACCAUUUGAGCACUUUGAAGUUUGCAAAAGGAACUUUGAGGUUGAAAGAUCAUGGCAGUUCAAUUUAAAGAGCAUUGAAACUUUUG